CAACCCCGUCAGUCCCACACAUUCUAUCUCCCUCUCCGUCUCUUUGUUCAUCUCUCUCUCUCUCUCUCUUCACCUCUCCCAUUUCUGCUCUUUAUAUUUGAAACCUUAGAAAAAUAAUUUUCCAGAUUUCAGCCACAAAUUUCUCUCAUCUUUUUUUUUGUAUUUUUUUUUUAUUUUUAUGAUCUUUCCCCUCUCUUAAUCACAUCAUCUUGACCCUCUGUUCUGUCCCAUCUGUUUGUUAUCUAUUUACUGUCUUACCCUUAAUUAUUUUCUCAACUUACUCUUUUGCCCUUUCACCUUCUUUUUCUGCCCCACAUUCCCUCGUUAACACAAUAGAAAAUUACCGCUGGCAUCUUAUUUUCUUUAAAAAAUUUCCUCUCUAUUUUUUCAAGUUUUAAAUUUGAAACUUCUUCUUUACCUGGGUUGGGUGGUGACGUGGCAUGCGGAUAGGAAGCCAUGAAUACCAAAACGAUGCGCCUCCCCCCUCGUCGCGUGCUGACACCUAGUGGACCUAAACGAAAAGAGAGAGAAGACCCGUUUGAGAGGCCCAAGCCCAUAACCACAACAACCUCAUCGAAAUUACUUAAGCCAGACAGGCCCACACCUCGGCCCGUUUUAGAGCCCAUCACCACAACAACACCAACAGCAGCAACUACAUCCCCAUCAACAUCAAGCCCAAGCAGCGUCAAGGGUUUUGAAUCGACAACUCCGUCUAAUCAACUAUUAGCUGGGUGCCUGGCCCACGAGUAUCUCACCAAAGGGACCCUCCUGGGCCAACCGUGGGCCCAAGUCUGGCCCGAAAGCCCAAUUGUAGCGGAGAAAGAGGACUGCAGCGAGAAAGGAGGAGCGGCUACGACGACGGCGACAACAGCCUCCAAAGUGUGCCGUGAGACGGAGGAGCAGAGGGAAAGGUACGCGAAGGUAGCGAGCCUGUUCAAGUGCGACGGGGUCCACCUUUCUGGAGUGGUGAACCCUGCCCAGCUGGCUCGCUACUUACACUUGUGAUCUAAACAGAAAACAAAGGGGAAAGUCCGUUAGAGACACGUGGGACGAUCCCAUUGGCUGUUUCUUAAACGAACGGGAAAGAGAAAAAAUCGAAAUUUUAGAUUUUUUGUUUUCUAUAUUUAUAAAUCUAGGAUUAGGAUAUUUGGUAAAUCUGCAUUUUGUGAUGAUGCAUGCAACUUGUUGUAUGUCAUGCCUCGUGAUGUAUCGGAUUAAAACAUGCAAAUUACAUGUCUCUCGUUUCGAUAA
Arachis duranensis is the source of this 1251-nucleotide messenger RNA. RefSeq lists its product as uncharacterized. The record is from RefSeq and is a predicted model, not a curated record. The transcript has a single exon. Bases 457 to 1005 code for a protein of 182 amino acids. Lineage: Eukaryota; Viridiplantae; Streptophyta; Magnoliopsida; Fabales; Fabaceae.